AUGCUGGCAGCCCACAUAUAUAAAUUGCCGGUAGAGCUAAGUGAUGAUUUUUUUUUCACUCGUACAUUUGAAGUUGAGAAAAGUUUAGUAGUAAAUAAGAGGCCACUGCUUAUUUAUGAAAACAAAUUUGUAAGUUCCACAAAUGCAAUAUGUUUUUUAUUGCAUCGAUUAAGAAAUAAAGGUAUAAACGUAAAAAGUUUAGAUGACAAACUACGUUUAUAUUUGACAUGGAUCGAAUGGAGUGAUGUAUUAGAAAAAAACAUUGAGCGCUUGAAUAAAAAAAAAAUAAUUGAAAGUUUAGAUUUGUUAGAGUCUUAUUUGAGCGAGAAUAUUAACAAGGAGUUUAUAUGUGAUGGAGCUGAGGAAAUCAAAAGAGAGGAUGGAUGCGAUGAAACAGAUCAAAGCCAAGAAAAUGGUACGUGUGGAAUUACAUUAGCAGAUAUCUAUGUAUACACAUCUUUGAAAUAUUCGAAUAUUGUUAUAUGCAAUGAAAGUUGGUCACAUAUAAACAGCUAUGUAGAAAGGAUAAAUAAUUUAGAAGAUGUACAAAAAGUAAUAGAAACAGUUGAAAAGGUUCAUAAAUUAAAAAAUAUAUAUAGUUUAUUUAUAUCAAAAAUUUGUGAAAAAAAUAUUAAUGAUCAUGUAAAAAAUGAGAAUUUUUAUAUAACUACUGCUAUUAAUUAUGUAAAUGGUGACCCACAUAUAGGUCAUGCAUACGAAAUCGUAUUAGCUGACACAAUAGCUAGAUAUCACAGAAAUUUAGGAAGAGAUUUGUUUUUUACAACCGGUGCAGAUGAGCAUGGAUUAAAGAUAGCAAAUCAAGCAGCAAGAAAUAAUAUAACACCACAAGAGUUAUGUGACCAAAAUGUAAUAAAAUUUAAAAAAUUAAAUAAAGAUUUACAUACCACAGAAGAUUAUUAUGUUCGAACAACUGCAGAAAUUCAUAAAAAUAUUGCACAAUCUAUAUGGACACAAUGCAUGGAAAAUGGUGAUAUAUAUUUGGGUGAAUAUGAAGGAUGGUAUAAUGUUCGAGAAGAGACAUAUAUACCCGAAAAUGAAGCUAAAUUAAUGAAUUAUAUGGACCCAUUAAAUAAUGUAAAACUAGAAAAAAUGAAAGAACCGUCGUAUUUUUUUAGGAUGUCUAAAUAUCAAGAUAGAUUAUUACAACAUAUACAUGAUAACCCAGAUUUUAUACAACCAGAAAAGAAUAGAAAUGAAAUAUUACAACGAUUAAAAGAACCAUUAGAAGAUUUGUCUUGUAGUAGGACAAAAUUCAGUUGGGGUAUUCCUGUCCCAAAUGAUCCAAAGCAUGUAAUGUAUGUAUGGAUGGAUGCAUUAAUAAAUUACUAUUCGAAUUGCUUUAUAAAUAACCAAGAAAGAAUGAAAUAUUGGCCAGCAGAUAUUCAUAUAAUAGGAAAAGAUAUUGUUUGGUUUCAUGCAGUAAUUUUCCCAACAAUUUUAAUGUCUAUAAAUAUAGAAUUACCUAAGUGUAUAUUUUCACAUGGUUUUGUAUUAGCUGGUGAUGGUAAAAAAAUGUCAAAAUCUUUAAAAAAUGUGAUUGAUCCAAAAGAAAUUAUAGAAGCAUAUGGAUCAGAUGCAUUUAGAUUUCAUGUAGUAAAAGAAUCUAAAAGAGGAUAUGAUAUGAGAUUUGAUGUAGAUAAUUUAGUUGAUAUGUGUAACUCUGAUUUAGCUGAUACGAUAGGAAAUUUAGUACAACGAACAUUGUCGCUUUGCUUUUUAUCAAAUAAUGCAAAAAUCCCACCUUUAUAUGAUGAUAUAGAUGUUGAAUUACCAUUCUGUAUGCUCCAUUUUAUUAACAGAAUAGAAUAUUAUAUGAAAAAUUUUCAUAUUCAUAAAUUCUGUGAGAAAACAGUAAAUGUUUGUAAAGAUUUAAAUAAGUUUUUAACCGAUUUAGCCCCAUGGAAAUAUAAAAAAGAAUCGGAACAAAAUAAAAAAUUACAUAUCAUAAGAUUAAUGUUAGAAUCUAUUUAUUUUAUUGCACAUUACAUAGAUAUAGUUGUCCCAAUGAUAGCAUCACAAAUAUUUAGCCAAUUAAAUACACCGAAAAAGAAAAUUGUGGAUUUAAAUCCAUGGCUAAACAAUUUGGAAGAAGGUGUAAUAAUUAAUAACGAUCAUGUUUUAUUUAAAAAAUUUGAAGUAGAAAGUGUUAAGAUAAAAAUACAAAAAGUUAUUAUGAAAUUAUCUAAAGUUAUUAAAGUUAUAGAACAUGGAGAAUUAAAAAAUUCAACCCUUUAUGAAAUUGAAACAGAUGACGGAAAAUAUAUAGCUCUUCUAAAUUUACCACAUAAUGAAAGUCACAUUAAUACAUUAACAGUAGCUAUUAUGAAUAUAAAACCUCUUACCAUAAAUAAUAUAACAGUAACUUCUAUCAUUCCACAUGUACAUAAAGAAAUUUUUAAAUUUAGCCCAGAUGAAAACAUACCCGUUGGUACUUUAAUACAUGCCAAAAAUUAUAAAACUUUAGUUAAACAAAGAGAUAAUUUGACAAAAAAAGAGAUUAACUCAUUACAGCUCUCAAUAAUUAAUAAUAAUUGUUUUUAUGAAAAAAAUGUCCCCUUAGUUUUCGGUUCCUCUGACAACCCAUUUUACCAUGCAACUCAAACCUCAGGCACCCUCAAUUUUUUUAGCUAA
Plasmodium vinckei vinckei is the source of this 2652-nucleotide messenger RNA. RefSeq names its product methionine--tRNA ligase, putative. Gene Ontology annotation, molecular function: methionine-tRNA ligase activity; ATP binding. NCBI's taxonomy places the organism in Eukaryota, Apicomplexa, Aconoidasida, Haemosporida, Plasmodiidae. The coding region runs from base 1 to 2652 and encodes 883 amino acids. The transcript has a single exon. Gene Ontology annotation, biological process: methionyl-tRNA aminoacylation. The record is from RefSeq and is a predicted model, not a curated record.